AUGACGAAGCAGCAAGCUAACUGGUCUCCUUACGAUAACAAUGGAGGAUCUUGCGUUGCGAUCGCCGGCGCUGAUUACUGUGUAAUCGCUGCUGACACUCGGAUGUCGACAGGUUACAAUAUCCUCACCCGCGACUAUUCCAAAAUCUGUAAACUAGCUGAUAAAUGUGUUAUGGCAUCCUCGGGAUUUCAAGCUGACGUGAAGGCUUUACAAAAGCAUCUGGCAGCUAGGCACUUGAUUUAUCAGCAUCAGCACAACAAGCAAAUGAGCUGCCCUGCAAUGGCUCAACUGCUGUCCAACACCCUUUAUUACAAGCGCUUCUUUCCUUAUUAUUCUUUUAAUGUUUUGGGUGGCCUUGACAAUGAAGGAAAGGGUUGUGUGUUCACAUAUGAUGCUGUUGGUUCCUUUGAGAAGGUUGGAUACAGCUCUCAAGGUUCUGGUUCAACGCUUAUCAUGCCUUUCUUGGAUAACCAACUGAAAUCUCCCAGCCCUCUCCUGUUGCCUGCCCAGGAUGCCGUUACUCCACUUGCAGAGGCUGAGGCUGUUGAUUUGGUAAAAACUGUUUUUGCAUCGGCAUCUGAGAGAGACAUAUACACUGGAGACAAACUGGAAAUCAUUGUCAUAAAUGCUGAUGGGAUCCGGCGGGACUACAUGGAUCUCCGAAAAGAUUGAUUGAUUUCUACUCUGAUCAUGGAUGCAUCUCUUACAGAAGUGGAAUACUAGAAUUGAUGGAAUGGUCGUUUUACUUUUACCAUGGUUCUGGUCUUAAUUUGCCUGAUGCUUGUAUUCAACUAUUUUCGUGAUGCAGACUAUGAUGAUGCUUAAAUCAUGCUGUUGACUUUAUCUGAAUUUAUCUGCUGUUAGGAAAAAAUAGACUUGGAUAAUGUUUCAUGGAUGGCAUGACGCAUGACUACUCUUUGGCGUUCAAAUUAACAGAAAUGUCAUUUCACCUUUGA
Molecule: messenger RNA, 956 nt
Organism: Durio zibethinus
Lineage: Eukaryota; Viridiplantae; Streptophyta; Magnoliopsida; Malvales; Malvaceae
Product: proteasome subunit beta type-1-like
Cellular component (GO): nucleus; cytoplasm; proteasome core complex
Source: RefSeq, a predicted model, not a curated record